Molecule: messenger RNA, 2605 nt
Organism: Drosophila subobscura
Lineage: Eukaryota; Metazoa; Arthropoda; Insecta; Diptera; Drosophilidae
Product: anaphase-promoting complex subunit 4-like
Exons: 2
Coding region: 93-2399 (768 amino acids)
Biological process (GO): anaphase-promoting complex-dependent catabolic process; protein K11-linked ubiquitination; positive regulation of mitotic metaphase/anaphase transition
Cellular component (GO): anaphase-promoting complex; nuclear periphery
Molecular function (GO): protein binding
Source: RefSeq, a predicted model, not a curated record
CGAGUUGGCAGCACUUCUUUUUUUUUCAGCGAAAUAAAUUAAGUUUCUCAAAGUUUUGUUCUCUUGCUAAUUGGAUUACAAAGCGAACAAAAAUGGCAUCAGCUAGCAGCAUAAAGCUUUACGGUGGUCGCAAUAUGGACUGCGUGGUGGAGCGAAUUGAGUGGAACAAUAAAAUGGAUCUCUUUGCCUUCGCUACGGAUAAGGGAGAGGUGGUUCUACAGCGGCUGAACUGGCAGAAGAUCGCCAGCUUUCCGCCGCCCGUCAAAAUUGCCAGAGUGCGUUCGCUCUGCUGGCAAUUGGACGACUCGCUGCUCGCCGUGGCCUACAGCCAUGGAAAGGUGGCCAUACUGUCUGUCAAGAGCGAGACAAUCAUUUCGAGACUAAGCUACGACGUAGACAUCAGGAAGGUCUACUUUACCAGGACCAUCGACUGCCAGGAAUCUGUGGAGGGACACACAUUCAAUACAUUCAAGGACAAGCACAAUGAAUUUCUGCCGAAGCCACGGCUGCUGAUCAGCAGGGACCCAGUGUUGACGGCGCGAGAAGAGAACCCCUUGCCCGAGGGUUCGCCCUACUUCAUGAUCGUUGUCCUGUGCAACGGAAAGUUCCAUCUGCUGCUGUUUGGUGCCGUGCAGGUGGCCAGCAUCGAGCUCACCCAGCACGUAGUGCACCCCGAAGAGUUUGCAGUCUACGAUGUGCAGCUCAGCGGGGACUUCAAUGCCAUUUACGCCCUGCUGCGCGAUGGCCAGCAGCUGAAGAUGCUCCACUUCCACAACCAGUUGCUGCAGGACUCCAUGGUGCCCAUACUGGGCGUGGCCAGGCUCUGUGCCCACAUACUAGAGACGAAAAAUUACAUAAGUUACACCCUGGGUUGGCUCAGAGCGGACCUAGAGACUGUCCAGCUGGAGAUGGACAACAAACUGGCAGCUUACGCCAGCUCCCAACCAUACGGAAGCACAUCCGCAAAUUUUCUGGAGCUGCAUAUCUUUGGCUUUGCCACCUUGGAAGUGGAGGAAUUUCUGACAAGCUCGGAGAAAGAAUUCAAGAAAAUGGCCAAAGGUGUGGAGGUUAGCCUCAGCGACAUGCAGGAGCUGGUGUUCACGGACCUCAAGGGAGGGGCCAUUAGGCUGUUUUACUUUCUCAAUGAGAUAGUCGGUCUGAGUCGCAUGCCCCAUUUCUACGAGUCGCUCGUCGUGGAGGAUGUGGCUGUGGAGGCGAUGCGUGCCUGCGGAUCCUUUUAUCUGAAGGCUUGCGAGCUGCAGCGGACAAUCGACACGCUGGUCAAGGAAAUGAAGCUCUUUUACACCUGGCUGACAUUCACCGUAAUGCGACUGUCGCAUCAGGAGAUACCCGAGAACAUGAUCCUCAGCGAGGCGGAGAACAGUGCUGUGGUUGAGCUCCUAAGCUCGAUGGAGCCGGAUGCAGAGGAUAGCAGCGAUGAGGAGGAGAAGGACCGCGCCCCUUCGCCGCCCAAGCGCAGCCUUUUCAAUCUGGAACGAGUAAGUCAGUAUCUGAAGAAUGCCUGCCUGACGCAGCUCUCGCCCGCGGACCCCGACCAGCUGUGGGAUCAGAUUGUAGCCGAGCAAAGCUUCAUGGGCGCGUCCAAUAUAUUCGCGCCACAUGACAAGAACCUGUCGCUGGUGCAGCAGCGCGAAAAGUUGUUCAAUGCCAUCGAUGGCCUCUGCCAGAGGCCCACGAAGAGCAUCAGCUCCAGCUUUGCGCUCAGCUCGUCCAUUAUUUGUAGCGAGUUUUCGGCUGUGGAGGAAACGCCUGAUCGGGAUUUUGUGACAAGCAGCUUCUAUGUCAACGAAGCUGCCAGAUGUGACAUGUGCGCCAUCGCCAUUAGCAGGGAGGAGGCCCUGAUCCUGCAGUUUAGCCGCGCGGACAAUUGUUUCCUGCGCUGCACAAGCAUUCACCUGAAGCCGGGCCUGUUCACCCAGCGCUUGCAGGAGGACUACAACAACCUCCGCUUCGUAGAUCUGCAGUUCUACAACGACUCCAUCCUCACCAUACUGACCCAGAGCACUUCCCCCGCGGAGGGUGCGCGUCCCCACAGCUGCUUCAUUCAGUUAUCGAUCGCUGAGGCGACGAAUCAGUGCACCCAGCACCAUCAAUCGAUGCACAUUAAACUGCCGGAUGCGACAGUAACGCGCAGCAUCUACGACAUUGCCGGCAUGGACGCCUUCAAGUGUUUGGAUGGAGUUUGUGAUACGCUCGCCGUCUCCGGCGGCCGCAGGGUGAUCACAGUUCUCUCCGACAGCAAUCGCAUGAUGACGGUCUUCGAAACGGAGGUCGAUGAGUCGGACGACCUGGACAUGUCCGAAAUAUCGUUGCAACAGAUCAGCGAGGAACCCAAUCCAUUCAUCCAUGACACUGAACAGCUGGACCCAGAGACUUGAUGUUAGCCAUGAAAACUUGACUUAAAAUUAAUUCAUUGGAGGAAGUACGAGAAAUAAUUGCUUCAGAGUAGUAAAGUUCUUGGAGCUGUUCUUGUUCAGUAACACUAAACGGAGAUGGGUCUAGCUGCAAGCAUAAAUUGCCUGCAGCAGGCACUCAUUCAGCCGGAACCAGACAAUGCUAAAAACCAAUAAAUAUAUUUUAUACG